Messenger RNA from Aspergillus puulaauensis, 999 nucleotides. RefSeq names its product SDR family oxidoreductase. The coding region runs from base 1 to 999 and encodes 332 amino acids. Lineage: Eukaryota; Fungi; Ascomycota; Eurotiomycetes; Eurotiales; Aspergillaceae. The record is from RefSeq and is a predicted model, not a curated record. Gene Ontology annotation, molecular function: oxidoreductase activity, acting on the CH-OH group of donors, NAD or NADP as acceptor. The transcript has 5 exons.
AUGCCUAAGGUAUUGUUGACUGGAGGUAGCGGCUUUAUUGCUGCCCAUAUUCUUGAUCAAUUGCUGGAGCGCGGCUUCGACGUGGUCACCACCGUUCGGUCUGAAGAGAAAGGAGACAAAAUCAUAGCUGCGCACCCGAAUACGCCAAAGGAGAAGCUCUCCUAUGUUAUCGUUAAGGACAUUGCGCAGGAUGGCGCUUUUGACGAGGCUGUCAAAUCGAACCCGCCAUUCGACUAUGUCCUCCACACAGCAUCGCCCUUCCACUUCAAUGUUCAAGACCCAGUGAAGGAUUUCCUGGACCCGGCUAUCAAGGGAACAACCGGCAUCCUGAAAGCCAUCAAGGCCAACGCUCCAACGGUGAAAAGGGUCGUGAUUACCUCUUCCUUCGCGUCGAUCGUCAACGCAAAGCAGCAUGAAAAGGUCUACAGUGAGAAGAACUGGAACCCUGUGACCUGGGAAGAGGGGCUGGACUCGUCGAACACAUAUCGUGCGAGCAAGACCUUUGCAGAAAAGGCUGCCUGGGAAUUCGUCGAAAAGGAGAAGCCCAACUUCAACAUUGCGACAAUCAACCCGCCGCUGGUGCUAGGCCCCGUCGUGCACUACCUGAGUUCUCUCGACUCAAUCAACACUUCUAACGCAAGGAUUAGUAGUCUCGUGCGCGGCCUCGACAAAGAGACUUCACCUCCCACAGGGACAUUCCUCUGGGUCGAUGUCCGUGAUGUUGCGCUGGCUCAUGUCCGCGCCAUUGAGGUUGCGGAAGCCGGCGCGCAGCGAUUCUUCGUUACUGCUGGCCACUACACGAACAAGGACGUUGUUGAUAUAAUCCGCGAUGCCUAUCCUGAGCUCAAGGAUAGACUCCCGGAGGCCAAGAGUGACUUGCCCCAGGAUGUGUACGGCUAUGAUAACUCGAAGUCAAUCCAGGUUUUGGGUCUUAAGUAUGGUUCCUUGAAGGAGGCGGUUGUUGAUACGGUCAAGUCACUCUUGGAUAAUGGAGCUUAG